Messenger RNA from Acanthoscelides obtectus, 1110 nucleotides. Lineage: Eukaryota; Metazoa; Arthropoda; Insecta; Coleoptera; Chrysomelidae. The record is from the annotation of a GenBank genome assembly.
CAAUGAUAUUUUUCAGUCUUUGGAUCUGAUGAAUUGCGAUAUUGCGUUUGUUAUUCUUUGAUAGUUUUACUUUUCCCGCUCAAAGUACAUGACGUCACUUCCUGUAUUCUACGUUUGCGCAUGCGUUCGACCUUCCGUACUUCGGCUUUUUGACACAAACGAAAAUUUCUGCCUCUUUCUUUCACCAACUUCGGUCGAGGAAGGAUAUAAACAAUGGCGGACUCAGCUCCAGCCGGUGGUCGAGGUGGCUUCCGUGGCGGAUUCGGCGGUGGUGGUGGUGGACCAGGAGGCGGUAGAGGUGGUCGUGGAGGACCAAGAGGACGAGGCCGUGGUCGCGGCAGAGGACGUGGACGUGGCAAGGAAGACCAGAAGGAAUGGGUGCCAGUUACCAAACUGGGACGCUUGGUUAGGGACGGAAAGAUUAGGUCCUUGGAGGAGAUCUAUCUCUUCUCAUUGCCCAUCAAGGAGUAUGAGAUCAUCGAUUUCUUCAUUGGAUCCGAGCUGAACGAUGAGGUGUUGAAGAUCAUGCCCGUCCAGAAACAGACGCGUGCCGGUCAACGUACGCGUUUCAAGGCCUUCGUCGCUAUUGGAGACAGCAAAGGCCACAUAGGUCUAGGCGUCAAGUGCAGCAAGGAAGUCGCUACUGCUAUACGUGGGGCUAUCAUCCUUGCUAAGCUGUCGGUAGUGCCGGUUCGUAGAGGAUACUGGGGUAACAAGAUCGGUCAGCCACAUACUGUGCCUUGCAAGGUAACAGGCAAGUGUGGUUCAGUAACCGUACGUCUGAUCCCUGCUCCCCGCGGUACAGGCAUCGUGUCCGCUCCGGUUCCAAAGAAACUGCUCCAGAUGGCCGGUAUCGAAGAUUGCUACACCUCCGCUCGGGGUUCCACUGGUACCUUGGGUAACUUCGCCAAAGCUACGUACGCGGCGAUCGCGAAAACGUACGCGUAUCUCACUCCGGACUUGUGGAAGGAGAUGCCUCUGUCCAAGACGCCGUACCAAGAGUACGCCGAUUAUUUGGCGAAGAAUCACAGAUCUGUCGCCGGAUUGGCCAGAACGGAAGCUAGCUAGAUGUUGUGUCUAGUUGUUCAAAUAAAAAAGUUAAUGAUGAGU